AUGCAGCCCUUUAAACAUGUGACUGGUGAUUUAAGUUACUUCGGUCUUUAUAGGGCUCUUCUUACCCCUGUACAUCGUCAGUUGAGAGAUCAUGAUAACAACGAUCUUUCGAAACGAACCCGUUCUAUUUUCUCUUUUCAUCUGAAGAAUUCAAGUUUUUUCCUCAAAUCAGAGCUUAUUCAUUUCAAAUUACUCAAAGUCUUGGAGUUGAGACACAUAGAGAUUGAUAAUUUCCCUCUACAGAUAUUAAGUCUCAUCUGGUUGAGGUACCUAUCAUUGGUCUGCAAUGCGGAUUUUGAUGUACCUCCAGAAAUUUGCAGGUUAUGGAAUCUGCAGACAUUCAUUGUUCAAGGGUCGCAGACAGUUAUAACUUUUCCUGAGGAAAUUUGGGGUCUAAUGCAAUUAAGGCAUCUCAAAGUGAAGAGAGUUUAUCCGCCAAAUCCCCCAAGCGUAUCUGCUGGCAAAGGUAGUCACACGGGUUUUUCAAACAUACAAACUACUUCUUACUUAUCUUCCUGUUGUUGCACAAAGGAGGUUAUUUCGGGGAUUCGGAAUGUUAAAAAAUUAGGAUUCAGUGGAAACAAUCUUUCGGACUUUGGGCUUCACAGGAAUCUUGUCUAUCUGCAGCAACUUGAAAUAUUGAGUUUUAUAAGAUGUUCUUGCAUCCUUUUGCCAGUGACCAGUGCAAAAGUUUUUCCAGCAACGCUCAAGAAGUUGAAGUUGGAAAGUACUUAUCUAGAUUGGUCGUACAUGGACAUCAUAGCUGAGUUGCCUAACCUUGAGGUGCUGAAGCUGAUCGAUGAUGCUUGUGAUGGAGAAGAAUGGCAACAAAAUGUUAAGGGAUUUACUCGAUUGAAGCUUUUGUUUAUUCAUGAUAAUAGUCUCAAGUGCUGGAAAGCCACAAAUGACAACUUUCCUGUCCUUGAGCGCCUCAUGCUUAGCAAAUGCAGUACUUUGAAAGAGAUGCCCAUUGAGUUUGCAGAAAUCCACUCACUACAACUGAUUGAGCUAAAAAGUUGUCUUCCUGGACUUGGGAAAUAUGCGGCACGAAUUCAAAAAGAACAACAAGACCUCGGUAACAACCCCGUGGAUGUUCGUAUAUCCAAUCCAU
Capsicum annuum is the source of this 1111-nucleotide messenger RNA. Its product is annotated as putative late blight resistance protein homolog R1B-16. The transcript has a single exon. Gene Ontology annotation, biological process: protein folding. The record is from RefSeq and is a predicted model, not a curated record. Lineage: Eukaryota; Viridiplantae; Streptophyta; Magnoliopsida; Solanales; Solanaceae. The annotation marks the transcript as partial. Gene Ontology annotation, molecular function: alpha-tubulin binding.